This is a messenger RNA of Oreochromis niloticus (Nile tilapia), 996 nucleotides long. RefSeq names its product serine/threonine-protein phosphatase 6 regulatory ankyrin repeat subunit A-like. The record is from RefSeq and is a predicted model, not a curated record. Gene Ontology annotation, cellular component: cytosol. NCBI's taxonomy places the organism in Eukaryota, Metazoa, Chordata, Actinopteri, Cichliformes, Cichlidae. Gene Ontology annotation, molecular function: NF-kappaB binding. The coding region runs from base 48 to 848 and encodes 266 amino acids. The transcript is spliced from 6 exons. Gene Ontology annotation, biological process: cellular response to tumor necrosis factor.
UGCUUAUGAGGAUCGAUUUGCUCUGAGGGUGUGUGACAGGCUGCGUUAUGUGUUUUAGGAUAAACGAUAAUGAGGGAGUGGCAGAGAUGUUAAUUGACUCCCUGGGUGCAAAUAUUGUGAAUGCAACGGACUCCAAGGGCAGGACUCCUCUUCAUGCUGCAGCUUUUUCUGACCAUGUGGAGUGCGUUUCCCUUCUUCUGAGCCAUGGAGCUCAGGCAAAUGUUGUUGACACCCACAUGCACAGAACACCACUGAUGAUGGUAGCUCUAAAUGGACAGACCAAUGCUGUGGAGGUGAUGGUGAGCGGUGCUAAGGCAGACUUGGCACUGCAAGAUGCAGACAGGAACACAGCAUUGCAUUUGGCUUGCAGCAAGGGUCACGAGACAAGUGCCUUGUUGAUUCUGGAGAAAAUCAGCGACAGGAAUCUCAUUAACUGCACCAACGCUGCUCUGCAGACGCCCUUGCAUGUAGCAGCCAGGAAGGGAUUGACAGUGGUGGUCCAGGAGCUGCUGGUGAAAGGAGCCAGUGUGUUAGCUGUGGAUGAGAAUGGUUACACUCCAGCUUUGGCUUGUGCUCCCAAUCGGGAUGUAGCUGACUGCUUGGCCCUCAUCCUCAACUCAAUGAUGCCCACCUCACCCAUGGUCACCAUAGCAGCUUUGCCCACUCUCUCGCUUACUCAAACAGUCAUCAACCACCACCCUAUCUCAAACCACAUUUCCAAAGGUGUGGCCUUUGAUACUCCAGCCCCACUGAGACCUGACCACGCCUCCUACUGCAGGCCAGAACGCCUGCUGUCCUCUGUCUCCGGAGAUGAUGAAAUGAAUGACUCAGAUUCAGAAACGUACUGAGGACUAGUGGAACCUCAAUACUGGCAGGUUAGCCAGCCACUCAGGAGCCUUAAUAGAUCACUGACAAAAGCUUGACAGGGCAGUAAAUACAAGCAGAGUAUUCUUAGGUAAGUCUCUUCAAAUCUAAAAAUAAUCCUCGUCUGAACCA